Molecule: messenger RNA, 3331 nt
Organism: Rubroshorea leprosula
Lineage: Eukaryota; Viridiplantae; Streptophyta; Magnoliopsida; Malvales; Dipterocarpaceae
Source: the annotation of a GenBank genome assembly
AAGCAGGGAAAGCUCACCCCACUUCCAAUGGCCUGGGUCACCCCACAGAUUCCGCGGAGGCAACCCAUAAUUUUCUCGAGAAAGUUUUCAUUUUCCCUUUAAACAUACAGAAAUUUCUUAUGCCACUCUAACUAUCAAGCUCUUUUAACUUUAUCCAGAAGCUAUUCUUUAUAGGUAAUACAGAAUAAAUAACCAAUGGACUCCCUCAGGUCAUCUUUCUUCUCCAACACCAAUCACCUUCUUCCUUCAUAUUCACAGGCAAAACUUUCAGCGAGAAACGCCAACAUUCGCAUUCUUUCCUCCAUGCGACCAAACCCCUGGUCCCUCAGCGAUGGAGACCACACAACACCAAAACCCAGAAUCAAAAACCCCAAGAACCCACUCCCCCGCGACAACGCCCGUCGAAUAAUCAGGAAAAAGGCUCAGAAUAUGAGUGUGUUAAGGAGGAACCAAUACUCAUGUGCCAUGACCCCGAAAUGGAUAAAGAGAACUCCUGAGCAGAUGGUGCAGUACUUGGAGGAUGACAAGAAUGGACAUUUGUAUGGGAAGCAUGUAGUGGCUGCGAUAAAAGCAGUCAGGGGUAUGGCGAAGAAAAGGGAGGGUCAGUGUGAUGUGAGGAUCGUGAUGAGUAGUUUUGUGGGGAAGUUGAGUUUUAGGGAGAUGUGCGUGGUGUUGAAGGAGCAGAAAGAGUGGAGACAGGUCAGGGACUUCUUUGCUUGGAUGAAAUUGCAGUUAUGCUAUCGUGCAAGUGUAAUUGUUUAUACAAUUGUUUUGCGCAUGUAUGGGCAAGUCGGGAAGAUCAUGCUGGCUGAACAGACCUUCUUAGAGAUGCUAGAAGUAGGGUGUGAACCGGAUGAAGUAGCUUGUGGUACCAUGCUCUGUACAUAUGCUAGAUGGGGACAUCUUAAGGCCAUGCUCUCAUUUUACUCUGCCACACAAGCAAGAAGGAUUCCACUUGCAAUUUCAGUUUACAAUUUUAUGCUCUCUUCUUUGCAGAAGAAAUCACUCCAUGGCAAGGUGAUAGAUUUGUGGAGACAGAUGAUUGAUAAAGGGGUGGCUCCUAAUACUUUUACUUAUUCAGUAGUCAUUAGCUCACUUGUUAAAAGGGGCCUUCAUGAAGAGGCUUUCAAGACUUUUGAUGAGAUGAAAAAACUUGGUUUCUUGCCUGAGGAAGUAACCUAUAGCAUGCUUAUCAGUUUAAGUGCUAAAUAUGGUGACUGGAAGGAAGUAUUAAGAUUAUAUGACGACAUGGGAUCAAGAGGAAUAGUUCCAAGUAACUACACAUGUGCUUCACUUUUAACUUUUUGUUAUAAAAAAGAGGAUUAUUCGAGAGCUCUAUCUCUCUUUUCUGAAAUGAAGAAGAAUAAAAUUAGAGUUGAUGAGGUCAUAUAUGGCUUGCUUAUUAGAAUAUAUGGUAAACUUGGACUUUUUCAGGAUGCCCAGUAUGCAUUUGAAGAGAUUCAGUGCCUUGGCCUGCUUAAUGAUGAGAAAACAUACUUAGCAAUGGCACAAGUCCAUCUUAAUUCAGGAAACAUUGAGAAAGCUUUGGAUAUUAUUGAAGAAAUGAAGUCUAGGAAUAUUUGGUUCUCAAGAUAUGCUUACAUAGUUUUGUUGCGCUGUUAUGUCAUGAAAGGAGACUUGGACUCUGCUGAAGUUACAUUUCAGGCUCUAUCCAAGACUGGGCUUCCUGAUGCUUCUUCUUGCAAUGACAUGCUCAGUUUGUAUAUGAAACUGGACCGAAAAGAAAAAGCCAAGGAUUUUAUUGCCCAGAUGAGGAAAGAUGGUGUAGUUUUUGAUGAAGUUCUUCUCAAGACAGUUAUAAAAGUAUAUAGCAAUGAUGGACUGCUGAAAGAUGCUGAGCAGUUGAUAGGAGAGAUGGGUACUGAUGGAUCUUACAAGGAUAAUAAAUUCAUUCAAACAUUAUAUUGGGUUAUGAAUGGUAGAUACCUCAGACAUGAAGAAGCUGAUGGCAAACUCAUGACUUCCAAGAAACUUGAUACAAUGGCUCUUGGAUUGAUUCUUGGCCUCUAUUCGUCAUGUAAGGAAUUUAGUAAGAUUGAAGAAAUCCUGAAAGUGUUGCUGGAGACUGCUGUAAGCAUCUCUGUAGUGAUUCAACUAGCUCACAAAUUCCUAAAAGGUGAUAUAUCUAAGGCAGAAGCACUUAAUGAUCAAAUUAUCAAGCUGGUUUUUAGACUGGAUGAGGAAGCAGUUGCAUCUUUGAUUAGCCUAUAUGGGAAGCAAAAGAUGCUAAAGGAGGCUCAAGUGGUCUUCAAUGCAGCAGCAGAUUCUCCUAGUUGUGGGAAAUUAAUAUUUAACUCAAUGAUUGAUGCAUAUGUGAAAUGUUGUAAGCCUGAGGAGACAUUCUCCCCAUACAAAAUGGCAACUGAGAAAGGGCAUGAUCUGGGUGCUGUUACCAUCAGAAAAGUUGUCAACUCUUUGACUAGUUGUGGGAAACAUCAUGAGGCAGAAGGCAUCAUAUGCCAGAGUUUGCAAGAUGGUUUGGAACUUGAUACUGUGACAUAUAAUACUUUUAUUACAGCAAUGUUAGAAGCAGUUUAUUCGAAAGAUGGAUUUUAAUCUCAAAUGGUUGAAGGAAAUGACAUUGCAUAUGAUUACGAUAGUUCUCCAUUUUAGAUCCCCAAGUUGGAUAGACAGAUCUUCGAAACUUUAAAAGGUUUUAUUAGUUUGUUUUUUAUUUAUUUUUUUAAUUUUAGUUGCACAAUAAAAGACAACUCUUUCUUAUCCUUUUUUUCAGUCACUUACAUGUCAUACAAUUCGAAUUUAAAAUUUAUUAUUUCUAACAAACGAAAGAGAUUAUCAUUGAGUUAUCUAGGUUGUUAGCAAUUUAUGAUUGUUAAAACUAUCAAUUUUAAUAAAAUUUGUUUAAAAAGCACUAUAGAUCUAUUGAUACUGAGUUUUUAUCCUUGCUUUUUCGAAAUGCAGGUGAGCAACAAAAUUUUGAUCAAUAUUUUUUGCAUCUUCUGGGCCUUAGGCUGAAGUUGAGAUCCUUUUCCAUGCUAUGCAGAGAGAUACUUGCUCACCUGAUUCCUCUAUCUUUACCUUGUCCAGGCAUAUACAGGAAGUUUCAAAUAUGAAGAAGCAGAGCAAACCCACAAUAUGUCAAGGGAUACUGAUGUAGAAUCAGAGAAAAAUAGAAAGCAAGGGAUGAAGAGAAGUAGGGAAAUUAGGGUUGGAAAAAUUAUCUCAAUUCAUCUUAAUGUCCUAACAAGACUAUUUAUAUAAGGUACAAACCCUCAAUCCAAACUAAAUAUAAAAAUAAUAAUAAUAAAGUUCUUGAAAUUAUUAAUGUUAAUAGAUCCAAGUACUAACC